GUUAGGGGGUGGGAUCUGAACAUGGCGGCGGUGGUAGCUGCUACGGCGCUCAAGGGCCGGGGGGCGAGAAAUGCCCGCGUCCUCCGGGGGAUUCUAUCCGGAGCCACCUCUAACAAGGCUUCCCAAAACCGGACCCGGGGGCUGCAAAGUCACAGCUCCCCCGAGGGCAAGGAAGAGCCGGAGCCCCUGUCCCCUGAGCUGGAAUACAUUCCCAGAAAGAGAGGCAAGAACCCCAUGAAAGCGGUGGGACUCGCCUGGUACAGCCUGUAUACUCGCACCUGGCUGGGGUACCUCUUCUACCGCCAGCAGCUACGCAGAGCCCGGAACCGCUACCCCAAGGGCCACUCCAGGACACAGCCCCGCUUCUUCAAUGGAGUGAAGGUGCUUCCCAUCCCGGUCCUCUCGGACAAUUAUAGCUACCUCAUCAUCGACACCCAGGCCCGGCUGGCUGUGGCUGUGGACCCCUCUGACCCUCAGGCCGUGCAGGCUUCCAUCGAAAAGGAGGGUGUUAACCUGGUUGCCAUUCUCUGCACCCACAAGCACUGGGACCACAGUGGCGGGAACCGAGACCUCAGCCGGAGACACCAGGACUGCCGCGUGUACGGGAGCCCCCAGGACGGCAUCCCCUACCUCACCCAUCCCCUGUGUCAUCAAGAUGUGGUCAGCGUGGGACGACUGCAGAUCCGGGCUCUGGCCACUCCAGGCCACACACAAGGGCAUCUGGUUUACCUGCUGGACGGGGAACCCUACAAGGGGCCCUCCUGCCUCUUCUCGGGGGACCUUCUCUUCCUCUCUGGCUGCGGACGGACCUUUGAGGGUACUGCCGAGACCAUGCUGAGCUCGCUGGAUACUGUGCUGGGACUUGACGAUGACACUCUGCUGUGGCCAGGUCAUGAAUAUGCCGAGGAGAACCUGGGAUUUGCAGGUGUGGUGGAGCCCGAGAACCUGGCAAGGGAGCGGAAGAUGCAGUGGGUGCAGCGUCAGCGAAUGGAACGCAGGAGCACGUGCCCUUCCACCCUGGGCGAGGAGCGAUCCUACAAUCCCUUCUUGAGGACGCACUGCCUGGUACUGCAGGAGGCCCUGGGCCCAGGCCCCAUUGGGGAUGACGACUACUCCAGGGCUGAACUGCUGGAGAAGCUUCGUCGGCUGAAGGACCUGCACAAGAGCAAGUGAUGCCCCCCGCCUGCCCACACCCCUGUAGUGGGGAGACCUCCAGUCCUCACCCACACCCUCCAUCUCAUUGCAACCACCACCACCUCCUUGGGCACCUUUGGCCGAUAUGACUUGGGAUGAGAGGGACAAGGUGAAGAGAUGGGGACUCAGGGCUGGUGGAAGGUUUGGAGGCUCCAGAAAUGAUGCUGGGUUAGCCAGGAUGAGAGGAAGGAGGCUCCCCAGACCACCAGGAAGCACCCCCUUCAAGAGGACCCAUGCCACUCAAAAGUGUGGGGAACUGUGGGCAUAGUGUCUCUCUCCGCUCCCUCCUCUCAUCCAGGGUGGGGAUGGGAAAGAAACACAGUCCCAAGAGGCCAGGGGUACCGGGUCUCAGAAGAGUGGCUGGUCCAAGGGGCACCCCAGACACGUGACCUCUCUUGAGGAAGACGCUAUUGAAAGGGCUGCCUGAGAAAGCUAGAGUCUAGUUGUGGGACAAUCUCUGCUCGUUCAGUGACCCCUUGAAGCGCAGGAGGGAAAAGGGACCUCCCCAUUGAGGAAAGUUGGCCCUCAGCUGAGGAGAGUCUGGAGGCCAGGAGGUGUAACCCCUCAGUGCCAUCAGUCUCAUGCAUCCCCUCACAGCGAGCCAGGGCCUGCCCGUGGCCUUUGCCCCUAGCCUGGACCCAGAAGGCCCUGCCAUCCCAGGGGAGAGAGUGCCACCGCGGCCUUGGUUUGCUGGCUCCUCCAUUGACCCUCACCCUUGGACUCACUAUGCUUUCUCCUCAGCCCUCGCCUCUCAUUUAUUAAGGACAUUCAUCCGCCUUUAGCACUUGGCCAAGAACUUUCCAUGCAAUCCUUAUAUUUGGUCCCUGGUUUAGAUGGGGAAGCUUGGUGAAGGGAGGUGUCUACUUGGAGUCUUUAAUGAAGGGCAAGCUCCUAGGACACCAGGCUCAGCCCUCCCCUCACCUCUGCCUUUUCCCCCUGGACUCCCUGGGUUCUGGACAGUUUCAGAGGGUUCUAGAACGAUUCCUGAGGCUUCCACCACAAGGAACCCUUUGGGUCUCGCCCAGACAUACCUGGAGCCAACCAGGAGUAUUUUCUCCCCCUCCUGAGUCCCACCAUCCCACAAGCGCUGCCCACUUCUGGCGAGCCUCCCUGAUGAGCCCUGGCCUAUUCCUCCACAUCACCCAUAACCGCCUCAGCUCCCUUGAGCCAAAGCCUCUGGUACCAACACUAGCAAUACCGUCAGACUAGUUAGACACCUGCCCCCAAGACCUGCCAUCCCGCCUCUGUGCCUUCACUCCCGCUCCCUCCCCCCUGGAAUGUCUUUCCCUGCCCCUCCUGCCUGGUCUGCCUGGCAAAAAAAAAAAAUCCUUUCAUCUUUCACCGCUGGCCCCCUCCUCCAGGAAAACACCCCUCAUGCCCCCUCCCUCCAGGCUACCUCUGCUCUUUGUAAAUGCUUCUUUUUCCCUGCCCCCCCCCCCAUCACACUGUAUUUUACUGUUUACACCUUUGUCUCCCCUUCUCUGACUGUGAACCCUUCAGGGCAUGGACUGUAUCUUAUGCAUUUUUGUCUUUCUGCGCCUAGCACGGUGCCUGGAACACAGUAGGCGCUCAAUAAAUGUUGAAUGAAUGAAUGAUUUCACCAAG
Suncus etruscus (white-toothed pygmy shrew) is the source of this 2799-nucleotide messenger RNA. It is a transcript of the gene PNKD, whose product is annotated as PNKD metallo-beta-lactamase domain containing. The transcript has 10 exons. Lineage: Eukaryota; Metazoa; Chordata; Mammalia; Eulipotyphla; Soricidae. Gene Ontology annotation, molecular function: hydroxyacylglutathione hydrolase activity. The record is from RefSeq and is a predicted model, not a curated record. The coding region runs from base 22 to 1173 and encodes 383 amino acids. Gene Ontology annotation, cellular component: mitochondrion.